Molecule: messenger RNA, 5292 nt
Organism: Perkinsus marinus ATCC 50983
Lineage: Eukaryota; Perkinsozoa; Perkinsida; Perkinsidae
Exons: 1
Coding region: 1-5292 (1763 amino acids)
Biological process (GO): DNA integration; proteolysis
Molecular function (GO): aspartic-type endopeptidase activity; nucleic acid binding; zinc ion binding
Source: RefSeq, a predicted model, not a curated record
AUGUCGUAUAAAUGGUCACCUCCGUGUACUCAGUACUUCCUAACCAGGCAAGUCUAUGCACCUUUCAUCGUGCAGAGGUUAGAUCUAUGGGAAACCAAGCAAGAUUAUGGGCCACUUCUGUCCUGUGCUCAAGAUCCCUACUCCACCUACUGGAAGGAAGCUACCAGGCGUCAGUGGUUCUACCUAUCAGCUUGCUUCGACAAACACAACUCGGACUCUCUAGAAUGUCGCUGGAGUGACCUGAAGCUGACUCCCAAUCUCCACUGGGAUGAUUACAUCACUCAGUUUGAGGUGGUGGCAUCCCAACUUGCUCAAGCCAGGGGAGUCAACGCUCUUACUCAAGCUGAACUCCGGGCCCAUCUCUACCUAUCUCUCCCCAAGGCGCUACAAGCUCAUUGUGUCCAGCUCGGCUACAACGUGGGAGAGAAGCGGAUGGACUACGAUGGUCUCGUUAAUACCUGUGCUGGUUGGUGUGAGCUCAAUUGGCAAACUCUUGCGCCCGCAGCAGGCACGGCCACAGUCAACAACGUCGCUCUGGCAUCUGUCCCUUCUGCGGAAUCGUGCACUCCUCAAGUAAUCACUUCUUCCUCUACUACGACCCAAGAGAACCAACAGAAGACCGACAAGAAAACCCGACCGACUAGACCAUCUACACCCUAUCGUCAGAGAAUCAAGGACGAUUCUUCCAUCCUCAAUGAUGAGUACAACAUCAAGAUACUCUCCAGUCGCUGCCAAAGAUGUCUGUCCGAGUCGCAUGACACCAUAGCGUGCUGUGAAGAGCUCACAAAGAAGGAUGAGAGAUGCUACUACUGUGGCCUCAUCCACCAUCACUCACGCCACUGCCCUGCUGGUCACGACAACUAUCGAGGUCGCAACUGCGAGCGUUGCAACAAGGUCAAUCAUGCUGCUCGCGCAUGUCGUCGAUAUCGACCCGGUGCCGCACCCGUUGCUGCUGCAAUCCCUUCGACUGGCGUGCCGAAAUCUGCAUCGACGACUGGUACUCCACCACUGAGUUUUAUCAACCUCUAUGUCAACCACUCAAGCGGUCAUACACCGGCCCUGGUCGACUCCGGAGCGGCUGUAUCGGUGGUCAGCAGCUCGGCCGCAGCAUCUCUCAACCUCACAGUUAGCAGAGCCGACCUUCGGAUACGCCUAGCUGAUCUCUCUGAGACCCCUGUCCGCGGUGUUGCGAAGUCGGUCCCUAUAUCCUUUUCCAAUGGUAGCCGUUGCACUGAAGACCUCUACGUGCUCGAUGGCUGUGCUCACCAGCUCAUACUAUCGGUAGGGCUUCUAAGAAGACUGAAGGCCAUCUGGCAUUUGCACGAUAACUACAUCGUUUUCGGUGACAACGAGGAUGGCCAGCCGAUCUCUAUGGUGAGCAUGCCCAAGCCUAGGAAUGAGCCAUCAAGUCCAUCUGUGUAUUCUAGCACAGUCGCUGAGCUAUGUAACAUCAUGGUUUCUGAAGCACGGUCAACCCAAAGGGGCACAUGCUGUGAUGUUGACACCUCCGAGUCAAACACCAUAACUCUGCCCCAAGAUGUUUGGGAGACUUUGGCACUCUCCUUCUUUCCCGAACCUCGAGAAGACGACUCCAGCCCCACUAAAGGUCUCACUCGGUCUCAAACCAUCGACGCCUUCCGGGAUCAGUUCACUGACCAAAGGAGCUCCGAGAAGCACGGAAAUGACCUAUUCGACUUCUCCAUCGACCCCCCAUCUGAUACUGCUCCUCGGGGACGGUUGCACUGCAAAGUCCCAUGGCGUGAUGCGGCGAGACCGUCACCUAUCCACAACCAAUCUGCAAUCAAAAGAGAUUGCAUCGUUAUGGCCAGGCUCACCGAUGCGGAGGCUUCAAGCUACCACCAGGUGGUGAACGAUCUGUAUACUCUCGGCUUCGUCGUCCCUGCACGUCUCCAGAGUACCCCUGACACCGAGCCUUCUACUGUCAUGUAUACGGACCAUAGCCUUCCACCGGUCUCUACGCUAAUACCGGCAUUUCCGGUUUUCCGAAAGUGCUCAAAGACCUCGAAGACGAGGUUGGUGUUGGACUGCAAGUAUCACAACGGCUUCCUCAGAAGUGGUCGACAAGCCAACGACACUACCUAUCCGGAGACGUUAUGGGCUAAUCUAGCGCUGAGCCGUACGGCGAAGGCCAUGGUGGUCGAUGAUAUCUCCAAAGCCUAUCAUCAAAUCAAGCUUGGUGACGCUUUGGAUCGACGUCACUUUGGAAUGAUGGCGUGUGGCCGAGUGGGAAUGUGGGUCUCUACUUGUUCCGGUGCAACGUAUUCUCCAUCAGCCCUGCUGCAAGCAAACAAGGCGGUUCUUACCUUGAGAGAUUUCGAGUCCGGCCACAUCACUCGUGACCAAGCUCUCACCGAUCCUGUCUGUCGAUCUCUGAUCUCUCAGUUCGAGGGGAAUUUGAAGUUAGGUUCUCUGACAUUGAACCAUGGAGACGUUUCCGGCAAGAACAGCGCCACAAGUAACAAUGGCCAAGACCCUCUCCUCAAGCACACCGCCAUCUACGUCGACGACGGUCAGACUCGAGGCAAAACGAAGGAAGUCGCCCUGAAAAGGGCCAACUUCUUCACUGCCACUCAGUCUGGUCAUGGCUUCCACUCCAAUGUGCCAAAGCGCAGCAGAAGCUGGGGUCCGAUCACAAGUACCAAGUAUCUCGGUUACGGCUGGCAGACAGGUGAUGAAAGUGAUCAGCUCUCCCCCACUUUCAGAGUGCCCGAGGCCUUUGACCUCGAUAAUCCUCCUUCGACUAUCACUCGGCGCCAACUAUUCAGUCUCUGCCAAGGUCUAUAUGACCCCCUUGGUCUGGCCUCAGAGUACUCACUCUGCUUAAGACUCUUCAUGGCCACUUACUACACCGUCGAUGUCACCAACCACGCUGGCAAGCCGCCCAAUCUAUGGGACAUCGACAUCGACCCUGAAGGUGCUGCUAAUGUGCUCAGUUUCUGUCGCGCCCUCACCACUGCGGAUCUACUCUAUCCUCGGUUCGCCGACAUCAGCAACAUGAUGGUCUUCACCGAUGCCAGUGUCACUGCUGGUCAUGCUACCAUACUCUGUCCGACGACCGAUUCCGAGGGUAGCGUUUUUUACCACAAACUGGUUGGCAAGGGACGUCUCUGGUCUACUCGAACUAGUCAAGCUCGUUGGUCUAUUCCCAAGAAGGAACUCGUUGCCUUUUUCGACGGCCUCACCCUUGCGACAUCUCUCGUAACCCUGUACUCGAAGUUUGCAAUCGAGACCCCAAUAAAAUGUCUAUCCCUCUACUGUGACUCCGAAGCUCUACUGUACCGUCUCCGACGUGCAUCAAAGGGCGAUUUCGGAAAGACACUCUCUAACUUGGAAAAAAAGGCUCUGAAGAGAGGUCUGGUCGAUCUCAACCACAUAGCAACUACACUUCGAGUCCCAGUCACAACUUACCACAUCGAAGGUGAAGCCAACCCCGCUGACACUGGCUCUCGGCCCAAGAUCAACGGUCAACUACCUAGUCCCCUCGAGGACGCAGUCAUCGAGAAAGGUAUCAACGCCGCCCAUGCCAAGAAUCUCUCGUAUGUCUACACGCUGGAGGCGACUCCAGUAACAGACGUCCUAUCCUACGACACCAUCUCGGUGGCUAAUCAUUUCAACAAUGAUCAGUUGCUCAAGUUUCAGCAGGAAGACGGCCGCGCAAGAGCCAUCGUGGACACUCUCAAUUCUACACCUUCAGCUGAAGUUGCCCAUAACCUGAGACUAUAUCACAUCUGUCCUGAUAGUGGUCUACUUCUUUAUAGUGGUGUCAGCGACAGCAAUGGAGGAACUGCAUGUCGACCAGUCCUGCCACGCGGUCAAGGAUGUGAUGAGGUAUUAUCCCUCCUACACGACAAGCUCGGGCAUGACAACGCCCCAAAACUGAGAUCCCUCUACAACGAGGCCUUCUACACUCCUAAGUUGCGUAUAGCUCUACUUCGUCUACUGAAGACAUGUCACGUCUGCCAGCUGGCCAAGAAGCAGUCUGGGUACAAGAAGCGAGCUGGCUGCGUGCGCCCAGCGCAUCUAUGCUUUGACAUCGGUCAAGUUUGGUGUCUUGACCAUGCUGGUCCUUACCGUUGCCCGGUAUCCGGCGAGAAAAUAUGGGUCCUAACCUGCUGCGAUCCGGUAUCGGGCUUCCUUCUCUAUGAUAACACUACAUCUCCAACGGCCUCUUCCAUAUGCUCAUCCCUCAUCAAGCUGUUUUCCAUUGUGGGCGACCCUGCUUGCAUCACUGUUGAUGCUGGGUCAGCUAUGACCAGCCGUGCAGUCGAAGGGUUCUGUGUGACGAGGUCAAUCGCCUUCACAGUUUUCCCUCGCCAGUCAAAGUUCAUCGCCGCUGUCUACGAGAGAGGUCAUGGGCUCCUACUCAGUCAAUUAAGACACCGGCUACUACAAGAAGAGGAUCAGCCACGACCUUUACCGGACACAAUCGCCGAAGCCGUGUAUGGCAUAAACUGCUCUCCACGCCACGAUUUGGGUACAUUAUCCGCCUUCCAGCUCUUCUACUGCCGUCGACCUCGACUACUCGCUCCGGCGGAGGAACUUGAGGAUUGGUCUCGAGCCAAGCUUGAGAAUUGGAUACCCAGCAUUACCGAAGGCCAGCCUCCAACAAUGUCCUCCGAACUAAAGGCCAUCUACGAUGACUUACAGGAGCGUCGCACCCGGAGCCUACUCGACUUCUUCACACUGGUCAAGGAGGCAAAGGACCGUAUCCGAGCAAGGGCAUCUAAACUUCCCCAACAGUCUGGUUUCAAGGCUUUCGACAUUGGCUCUCUGGUUCUGCGGCUUGUACCUCCACCGCUCAAGCAGGACGUCUCCUGGAGAGGCCCCUACAGAGUUGUCGCCGUCUCUGAUGACCAGCUCCUCUACCGUUUGGAAGAUGUCAAGACCGGUACUCAGCUCAAGUUCCAAGAAUGCUACUUCAACCUCAAGCAGUACCAUGCCAAGAAUCCCGUCCUCGAGUCCCUUCCAGUUCCAACUGUUCAAGAUGGUUCCACUCUGAAUCUAACGGAUGGCGAUCUUUACUGCUUCCGGUGGAUCGACGGGCACGGAUGCGAGCAUCGAGACUUUGGCCUAUACGACUCUGAUUUGAAGAAGAUGGUACUGAGGAAAGUCCACAUCGACGGUUCCAUCGAGAUCUUGACCGACUUCAUCGAUCAGCAAUAUGUCUGCGACGUCGAUAUCCACUACGAGUGUCCACUCCGUAUGACCAGAUCGAUCAAGAACCGUAUCAUCAAGUACAUCGAAGGUGGUAACCUGUGUGAUGCUGAUUAG